Molecule: messenger RNA, 2385 nt
Organism: Stylonychia lemnae
Lineage: Eukaryota; Ciliophora; Spirotrichea; Sporadotrichida; Oxytrichidae
Source: the annotation of a GenBank genome assembly
AUGAGUCAAAUUUUAGAUGAGAAUAAUGGAGAUGCUACCCCAUUGAAUAAAACAUAGGUACGAACCAAGGACAAUUCACCAACUCCUAUCAAUAGAAGUAAUAUUGAUGGAGACUAAACGAGACAAGGAACACCAGCACAGCCAGUAGUAUUAACAAUGGAUAUAGAUUAUUACAAACCAAUGUUUUAGCAGGAAAUUUCACCAUAUCCUUAUAUUGAGUCUCAUGAGAAUCUACUUAAGGGACAUGAGUCGAUGAUUUUUGCACUUAAUAUUUUCGAAGAUUGCUUGAACAGAUGGGAAGCAUAAUAGUAUACCUAAGUACUUCUUUAAGAAAACAUAAUGGAUUACCUUACAAAAGAAUGCUCAACUGACUUGGUAACACUCGCAGUAACCUCCUCUUUUAUUCAAUACUCAUAAUCAGCCAUUAAAACGGAAGAAGACCUAGAUUUAUGGGUAGAAGAUGAAGAGGCUUCGACGCCUUAAGCCGACAAUAACAUAGCACUAAAUAGAAAUAUUAACGUGAAGUACAUCUGUAUCAAUCCAGAGGAUAGCAGUUAAAACAUUACAAAUAAUGCAGAAAAUAAAUCUGAUAUGUAACUUAUAGACAUUCUAAACAAUAGUAAGCUUAGUCUUGCAUCUGGGAUUUCUAAUAAAAAGAGCAUAAAGAAAUAUGGAGGGGUUAAUGAUCCUAAGAAGUUUUCUAAAUUAGACAUUAGUUAAAUAACAAGAACUAAAAAACUUAAGAAUGCUAGUGCUUUGAAUGAUAGUAUACUGUUCGAAGAUUAAAUAUCCUUCCUUAAAAAUGUCACUGAUAAUUUCAAUCCAAAGCCAAUAAAGUUGAAGAAUGAUAAGGACAGUAUUGAGAAAACAACUUUGGAUAUUGAAGCAGAUGAUUUAAUAGAAUGGCAAAGAUCUAAAAAGUAUCGAGACGAUAAUAAGAAAUAAGCUCUGAUGGAAAAAAUAAAGGAGACAACCUAAUAUGGUAUUGUAUAUUCAAAACUAGAUGCUGAAAAGCAGAAAUUUACCUUUGACGAUGAUGGGAAAGUUAUCAUGAUCGAUGAUAAAUAACUUGAAAACUUAGUUAAUCCUUUGAUUUUAGAGUCAGCUAGAGUAAAGAAAGUGUCUUAAAUUAAGGUUCUUAAGAAAGGAGUUGCAGAGACUAAGACUAAAGUAAUUAUAGAUAAGAGAAUUGGAACUGUUGAUCCACUAAAAAAUAAUAAGCAGACUAUGGUUGAUGUUGUAGAGCCAUUGAAGAAUUAUUUUGACUACUUAAAGCCAUCAGAUGGAGUAGUUUUCUAAGGAAAUAAUAAAAGGAAAUCUGGUUUAGCUAUUAAAGAUAUUUUAGCCUAAUAAAAAAGAAUAACAAGAAGCCAGUAUCUUGAGAUGACACAAUAUAGAGAGUUAUCAUUAGGUCAUCGAAACUCAUCUAGUUUUUUUGACACCUCAGACAUGCUGAUCAAUGAUGAUAACAGAUAUGCAGACACAGAUAAUGUAGAUGAGAAUUUGAUGAUUUCCACCAAUAACUUCUAGUUUGGACUUAAUAAAGAUAAUAACUUUCGCUAGCGAAAUAACUCUCUUUAACCUAUGGGAGUGAUCAAGAGAAGUAUGAAGCUAAGUGAUUUGAGUUAACUUUUGACUGACUAAGAUUUGAAAUAUAGUAAAGGCUAAAACAAAGACAUUAUGGGCGGACAUUUUGGAAAGAAUAUUCAAAAUAAAAUUGAUGUUUCCAAGUCAUAUUCAUCUCUUAAAACUGAAAGAUUAGAUCUGGGUGGGAAUGCUUUUGGAUUAAAAGCCGGUGUUGAUUUAUAGCAGAACAAUUAUUUUGAAAAAUCUAUUGAAGGCAAUAAUGGAUUCAAUACUGAAAGAUAAAGUAGUUAACUAGAUGGUUAAAGUGAUUUGAUUUUGCCUUAAAUUCCUAAAUAUUAAAGUAAAAAGAGAAUCAAUAGUCUUAUGAAAUCGCUGAGUUAAAGUGUACUUCACUCUAAUUCGAAGAGCAAGGACGGUAAUCAUUUUUCUAAUGCUGUUGAAUUCAAAACAUUGAAUAACGAUAUCAAUCACAAAAUAAUGGGAGACAAAGGCUGGGGAGAUGGAGGUGGCAUGUCAGCCAGACCUAAUUACAAUCAAAAUAAACUACCUUUAAUUUCGCCUAGAGAUUAAGAAUAAAAGAUAGAUUUAAACAAGAUUCAGUAUAAUAUAUAAAGUCCAAGAAUGGCAAGAUUUGUUAACAAAUAAGCAUAUAUUGAGAAAAUAUAAGAGUAGGUAAAAGAUAAGUCUUAGCUUUUGAAGAAUAAAAUAAUGUAGGCUUCUGGAUUACUGAUAAGUAAAAGACUUCCUCCUACGAAAAUAUCUGCUGCUAAUAGAUAUUUAAAUUCUAACAUGGAAUGA